Selaginella moellendorffii is the source of this 935-nucleotide messenger RNA. Its product is annotated as brassinosteroid LRR receptor kinase BRL2-like. NCBI's taxonomy places the organism in Eukaryota, Viridiplantae, Streptophyta, Lycopodiopsida, Selaginellales, Selaginellaceae. The coding region runs from base 23 to 880 and encodes 285 amino acids. The record is from RefSeq and is a predicted model, not a curated record. Gene Ontology annotation, molecular function: protein binding. The transcript has a single exon.
UUCAUUGGAGCACGCAAAGGAGAUGCUAGUGCUUCAGCUGAGCAACAACAGCCUGCAGGGCAAACUGCCCAGCAACAUGACCAUGCAGACGAUAGAUCUCCGUGGAAACAGCUUGAGCGGGAGGAUUCCAGCUUCUUUGAGUGGUUUCACAGGCACCAAAUCUGCCAAAUCCAACGUUGCUGGGACGAGCUUGAAGCUAGCAGCAGGGAUAAAAACAUGUGGUUGCAUCGACAACACUUUUAUCCUACAAGGAAUCUCUUUGGAAGAAAUGGAGAGCCUACUUUCUGCCAAGAGCGGUGGCUGCAAAUGCUCCAUAAGUUUCCUUCCAGCAAGCUUUUAUGGUUUCUCCACCACCAGCCCUGCGUUCAUCGAUGUUUCAUUUAACAGACUGGUGGGAGACAUCCCGCGGGAGCUUGGGAGCAUGCAGGACGCCAAUUACCUCAGUGUUGCACAUAACUUCCUGUCCGGAACAAUCCCCGUGGAGCUCGGGUAUCUCAAGAAAAUGAUAGGGAUGGACUUGUCAUUCAAUGAUCUCCAAGGAAGCAUUCCAAGCUCGUUUUCGUCUCUCCAGUCCCUCACAGGGUUGAAUGUGUCGCAUAACAACUUGUCCGGUCCAAUUCCACAGGGUGGUCAGCUUUGGACACUUGAUCCGAGCAGCUAUGCUGGAAAUGCCGGUCUGUGUGGUUUCCCUCUAGCAUCAUGCAUCACAUCACCACCAACAGCAACGAAUCGUGCUGACCAUGGCGAUGGCGAUGGUGGAUUGGGAGCAGUUCUUGCGGUGAGCUUUGCAAUUGGGGUGCUGGUCUCGGUUAUCUCCUGUACAAUGGUAGUCACCAUUGAUAGUAGGAAACGCUUUGUGGAGAGAGCUUGCUAUGGAUGAUGGACACACCGAAUAAAAAAGAGAGCCCUCAGACUAAGGCCAUGUUUUCUCCACA